Molecule: messenger RNA, 1980 nt
Organism: Episyrphus balteatus (marmalade hoverfly)
Lineage: Eukaryota; Metazoa; Arthropoda; Insecta; Diptera; Syrphidae
Product: alpha-L-iduronidase
Exons: 5
Coding region: 83-1915 (610 amino acids)
Biological process (GO): carbohydrate metabolic process
Molecular function (GO): L-iduronidase activity; protein binding
Source: RefSeq, a predicted model, not a curated record
UCGAUCAGCAGGUUAUCUUUCAAGAUAAAAAACAGUUCUGGUUGCAAGGUCGCCCUUGAUCUUCUUAUCAAGUGCAAACAAAAUGCAUUUGUUUGUUUACAUUUGUUGUUUAUUUCACGUGGUUUCUUCGCAAAAUGACUCGUUUCAUCUUCUUUCUCGGUUUUGGACAAACACCGGUUUCUGUCCAUUAGGCAACAUUCAAAAUACGCCUAUUUCAAAUUAUCUUCUCUCCAAUGAAAUGAAAAUCCAUUUACAACUGAUUGGAGCUCUGCCGAAUGAAGCUCUAUCAAAUAUACGAAUCCACUGGCUGUUGGAACUUAUUGAAUUGGUGGAAUAUGAAAAACAUCAUAUCCCAAAAUAUGAUUUUUCAAAACUUGACAAAUUCAUUUGGUGGUUGGAUCGAGCUGAAUUAUAUCUGGGUUUUGAAUUGAUGGGAAAUCCUAGUGAAAUAUUUACUAAAAACCAAAAUGAAUCAAUAAUUGAAUUCCUUUGGGAGGAUUUGGCUUUUCAAAUUGGAAAGAGAUAUUUGAAUCGGUUGGGGCCCAGCAAAUUGAAACAAUGGAGAUUUGAAUCCUGGAAUGAACCCGAUUUAAAAAGCUAUAACAUUCUUCAAUUUAAGACAAGAACAUUUGAAGAUUACCUCUUCGCCAUUCGUAGAGGUUUAAAUGCAGCUGGGCGAAGACCUUUAAACGGUGUUAAUUUUAAGCUUCAUGGACCAGCUGGGUUGUUUAAAAAUCUAGACCACCAUCCUUUAUGCUGGCAAUCCCUUCAAAAAUGCAAUGAAAAUCCAAAACACUGUCCAUUUGAUGUUAUUACUUAUCACCACAAAGGUUCGGGAAUCAGUAGCGAAGUUGCUUCAGGUGGGCAACGUUUGAUUAAAGAAAUUUUUUAUAAAUUUCCAAAUCUGAACAGCAUGCCAUUUGCAAACAAUGAAGCUGACCCCAUCGCUGGAUGGUCAACUCCGAGAAGCUUUCAAUCAGAUGUUCGUUAUGCGAUUUCAGUUAUUUCAAUUGUAUUUGACCAUUGGACUGCAAAACUGAAUACCAAAGAGUUUCAAAAUUUACAAUUUAUUAGUCAUGACAACGCCUUCAUUAGUUACCAUCCACAUGAGUUUUCCCAAAGAACUCUAUUUGCACAUUUUCGAAUGAAUAAUUCCAAGCCACAACCGUAUUCGCAAUUUAUUCAGAAACCAGUGUAUGCUGUCUUAGGAAUGAUGGGUAAUUUAGGAACACAUGCGGCCGAUAUUAAAAUUAUGCCCCAAUCAAUAAGGGUUUUAGAAACAACAGAUAAUUACGGUAGAUCUUUUCUCAGUUUAAUAGCUAUUUCGGAUGGACAACCUGGAGAGCAGGAACGUUUUCAAAAAGAAAUUAGCUUAAGAACUAUGAUUGGAAAACGUUUCUCUUACAUUGUGGAAUUCCUUGAAUACCAAAAUACUGAUCCAGUUUACAUUUGGAAUUUGUACGGUUCGCCACCAUUUCCAAAUAGCACUAUUAGAGAAGCAAUGCGAAAAGAUCAAGGACCAAAACUCUAUACAACUGGAAUUUUGAGUCAUCCAUUGUUGCAUGUUAAUCUUCCAAUUCGAUCACCGUGGGUUGUUCAUGUGAGAAUGUGUUCUGAUUUAACGCCAUCUCCACAUCGACCUCAGAGACUUCAUAUAUAUUCCAUCACUUCUAAGGAGAUUCUAUUGAUUUGGAAGGAAAAAUACGCCCCGACGAGGUGUGUGGUUACCUACCAAGUGUGGUUUCUUCGUUUAAAUGGUACAACACGUCAGGAAAUCACUGCUGGAUGGCAUACGCCGUUUCUAUCAUUUCACUUUGCACCUGAGGACCGUAACGUUAAAGGUACCUAUGCUGUCCGCAGUGUUGACACUUUUGGACGUUUAAGUGAAUUUUCAAAAACCAAACAACACAUUUAAAUAAAUUUUAAAAAUACAAAUAGACGGUCAACGAAAUUUUCAAUGCGUUGACACUCUGAGAUCAC